UAAUAUCAUCUUGAUCUCUUCCUUCCUUGAAAUUUGUUCAUUUGCAGCCCAAACCCGUAGAUAGCACAGAUCAUCCCAUUCCAUUCGCACAUAUGUCGUCGCCACUUGAAGAGUUACGCAUCCCACUACAAGAGAUUAUAUCAGCCACCCACAAGUUUUCUGUUAAACGUAUCAUUGACAGUGGUGGAUUUGGUUAUGUUUACAAAGGAAAACUGUCGCGACACGGAAAAUUGAUCGAUGUUGAUAUAAAAAGGUUAGAUCGGAAGUUUGGGCAAGGAGACACAGAGUUUUGGACCGAAAUAGCAAUGCUUUCUAAUCUCAAGCAUAUAAAUAUUGUCUCUAUUGUUGGGUUUUGUGAUGAGGCUGAUGAGAAGAUCAUCAUAACCAAGCUUGAAGUCAAUGGAAGUCUUGGAAACAAUCUAAGAAACCCAAACCUCACAUGGUUGCAAAGAUUACGCAUAUGUAUUGGUGUGGCCAGGGCUUUGACGUACAUCCAUUGUGAUACAAGUCACGGUUAUGAUGUCAUACACCGUGACAUCAAGAGCGGUAAGGUUAUGUUAGAUGAAAACUGGGAUGCCAAGGUAUCUGGUUUUGGACUUUCGGUAAAAGUUCCUGCAACUCGGAGACAUCACCGUGUCUUCGACAAAGCUGUUGGCACAUUGGGCUAUGCAGACCCAGUAUAUGUAGAAACCCAAACUGCGACACAGAAAUCUGAUGUUUAUUCUUUUGGUGUUGUAUUGUUUGAAGUCCUUUCCGGGAGACGAGCAUAUGCUAAAGACGGCGCAGGUAGAUAUCUAGCUUCAGUGGCAAUGAGCCACUAUGAAGAGGGAAAGUUGGAUGAGAUCAUUGAUCCUCAUAUAAGGAAUCAAAUGCACCCACUGUCAUUUAAAAUCUUCUCUGACACAGCGUAUCAUUGCUUGAAGAAAGACCGAGAACAACGACCAGAUAUGGACAAGGUUGCGGAAGCACUUGAGAACGCCUGGGAACUUCAAUGGAAACAUGAAAAUCCGGCACAGUUAACACCUCCAGCUUUUGGUACGUCGCCCAACCACCUCCAGAUUCAAGAGCAGGACCAAGUUGCCAAUGGAAAAGUCACAAGGCAUGCAGCGGAAUUGAAAGACCUGAGGAUCCCACUAACUGAUAUAAUAAAAGCCACUAAAAACUUUGACAAACAAUACCGUAUUGGAAAAGGUGGACAGGGCAAGGUAUAUGAAGCGAAACUUGACGUGCUAAUAGAAACGAAAAACAAAGGGGAAGUUUCCAAGAAACAGAAUAGAGCGGUAGCAAUAAAAUGGAUAAAGGCAAAUGGAGAAGAAGGAUUUGAUGCAGAAAUUAAAUUGCUUACUCGUUGUAAGCAUGACAAUAUAGUCACCCUACAUGGUUUUUGUGAUGAAAGUGAUAAGCUAAUCCUUGUAUACGAGCAUGUAUCUAAUGGGAGCCUAGAUGAUCAUUUGCGAGAUAACCACAAGUUGACUAAUCUUACAUGGAGGCGACGUUUAAAUAUUUGUAUUGGCAUUGCACGCGGGCUGAAAUAUCUCCACACCACUAAGACAGAGGAUAAACAAAGCAUUGUUCACCGUGACAUAAAAAGCGGAAAUAUUUUGUUAACCAAAAAUUGGGGGGCAAAGAUUGCUGACUUUGGACUCUCAAAAUUCCAUCAUGUAGAUGAACAAGAAAAAACUCACAUUUCUAAUAAUGUUGCUGGCACCCCUUAUUAUGUGUGUCCAGCAUAUCUGAAGAACGGUAAGUUUAAAAGAGCAAUAGAUAUAUAUUCCUUUGGGGUGGUUUUUUUUGAAAUUUUGUCUGGGAAGCUUGCCUAUGAUAAAAUUUACAUCAGGGAGCAUAAAGAUGGAAUUGCACACAUUGCUAGGCAACGCUUCAAUGAUCAAACAUUACAUGAAAUGGUUGAUCCAAUAAUCAUGAAAGAGGUAGAUCAAGAUUGUUUGAAAACCUUUUUAGCAGUCGCACAUAAAUGUGUGUCAAAAACUCAAAAGGAACGGCCUUCAGCAGAACAGACCCUUGAGGAGCUUGAGAAAGCAUUAUUGCUUCAAGCAAAUAAAGACAGGGUAGCCCUCCAAAUGUCCUUCAAAGAAAUUCAAUUAGCCACUCAAGAUUUCGCUCAUGAAAAUAUUAUCGGAAAAGGGAGAUUCGGUAAAGUAUACAAAGGAGAAGUUACUCAUGCUAAUAAACAUCACGUCAUUGCUGCAAAACGAUUGAAUAGGAAGCUUGGUCAAGGAGAUGCUGAAUUUUUGAAAGAGCUUGAAAUUCUUUUGGAAUACAAAAAUGAUAAUGUGAUUGGCCUUGUAGGCUAUUGUGAUGAAUUUGGCGAAAAAAUCAUUGUUUAUGAGUAUGCGGCUCAUAAAAGUCUCGAUCUCCACUUGAGCAGUGCUUAUCUUACAUGGACAAAAAGACUUCAAAUAUGCAUUGAUGUAGCAAUUGGGUUGGACUUCUUACAUGGAGGUCUUGUAACACAAGAUGUGGUGAUACAUAGAGACAUUAAAAGUGCAAACAUUCUACUAACUGCGGGCGCGAAAGCAAAGAUUACUGACUUUGGGCUUUCCCUAAUAUCACCAAUAAGUCAGGAAAUGGACUAUGUCAUCGACAGUGGUAUGGGCACACGUGGAUAUGCGGACCCGUUUUAUUUACAAACUAGUAUAUUAACCAAAGAAUCUGAUAUGUACUCCUUCGGCGUGGUUUUAUUUGAGAUCUUGUGUGGUAGACUUGUAUACGAAAACCAUAAAGACGCGUAUCUAAUCAAAUUGGUUAAAAAACACAUGUAUGAAGGAAAUCUUUGGGAUAUAGUAUUUGUGGAUAUAAAGGAGCAAAUUGUGCCAGAUUCAUUGACUACAUAUUCGAGGAUUGCCUUUCAGUGCUUAAGUCCAGAUAGAGAAGAUCGGCCCACAACGGGUGAAGUAGUCUUACAACUUAAGCAAGCAUUGGAACUUCAAUUGGAUCAUGAAAUAUGGGAGCCCAAACUACCAAGAGACUACAAAGAAAUAAUCCGGAUGUCAAAAUCUCAUGAUCUCGCAAUAAGCAAAAAGGAUCUUUACGACAUUCUUUGCAAAGGAAUUCUCCUUCGAGAUGAAGAAGUGUGGUUUUGGCUAGGAAGUAAUGACAAAAAAAAUGGAAUGAUAUCAGCAAGAAAGUUUGCAUACAGCAACCAUAGUCCACAUAUGUGGCAAUCUCUUUCAGAAUCUAGGACUCUGAAUGGAGAAACCCUGAUCAGCCCUGAAAGGUUUUUGGAAGUUGCAGAGAUGUUAGAUAUUUCAAAUUUGAUGAUCAAUAUCAAGACAACAACUAAAUAUUUAUCACCAUCUGUUGCUUAUGGUGUUUAUUUAGUCUUCAAAUUUUGCAAUCUGAAAGAAGUCUCAAGUAAAGCUGUGUAUGUUAACAUGAAAUACAGAAUGGGGAGUGAAACAUUUCAUGCAUAUUUUGCAACAUCAAGAGACAAAGACUGGAUGAUGAUUGAGUUGGACCGAUUCUUAAAUCAGACAGAAGAGGUCGUUUUUGAGGUUCUACUAGAGAAUCUAUCACCAUACGUUGUUGAUGACAUCUAUGUUGAAGGCAUUGAGUUUCGAGCCAUUGACAAUGAGGAACAUAAAGAAAUUGAAAUGUCAAAUGGAGUCCAACAAGUUUUGAACCCCAACUUGAAGAAUGUGGAUCAGGUGUUGCCAUUAAGUGAAAUGAACGGAAAGAAACAUCUUAUGCUUUCGGCAAGGGAAGCACUCUACAAUAUUUCUGAUUUGACGCUCUAUAAGCACUACUACAAAACAUGGGAUUUUACGUGGCUAAAAAAGGCUUUUUACUCGGCUUUAUGGUCAGCUGAAUCCGGAUUUCCAGAGGUGGUUGAGCUUCUGCCGCAGCAAGUAUUUCUAAUCAAGUGCGCCAUUAAACCUCAAAUGUUGUCACCAGAUACAACAUAUGGGUGUUACCUUGUGUUUAAGCUCUCAGAAGAAUGUCAAGGAUUUCAUUGUCCUGUGGAAGUACGAGAUCUACUCAAUCGAGGAAACAAAGAGGCUGAAAUUGUUUACUUUAAAACCCCAAGCCCAUGGAAUAUACAUGAUAAUAUUAGUCAGGUUCCAAAACAAAGGGAAGAUGGAUGUAUGGAGCUUAAUGUGUGGAAAACCAACUCUGAUAACGCACCUACGAAUGAUCUUCUUCAGGUGAAUUUGAAACUUAGAAGCUAUAAAGGAACUAUGUCAGGCCUUAUAGUAUAUGGCCUUGAGUUUCGACCUAUGUAAGAAUUUAUUUAUAUGACAUGAUCUCUCGCUUUUGUGUUUCAAAUAACCAGUGCUUACUUUAUUUGGCACCUGAAACUGUUCGAAUGACUUAUAUUCUGAAAGUUAACUUGACAUGGAA
Molecule: messenger RNA, 4359 nt
Organism: Erigeron canadensis
Lineage: Eukaryota; Viridiplantae; Streptophyta; Magnoliopsida; Asterales; Asteraceae
Exons: 12
Coding region: 93-4241 (1382 amino acids)
Biological process (GO): protein autophosphorylation
Cellular component (GO): plasma membrane; plasmodesma
Molecular function (GO): transmembrane receptor protein tyrosine kinase activity; ATP binding
Source: RefSeq, a predicted model, not a curated record